AUGGGUCUCCUCAAAACUUCUCUUCUCGUUGGUGGCGGUAUCUACGCUGUGAAGACUAUCAUGAAGAAGCAUGACAAGAAAGAAGAAGAAAUGCGUAACAACAACAAUAACAACAUGACCGCGCCCAUGUACCAGCAAGGGCCGCCUCCGCAAUACACUCAGCAGCAGCCCUAUCAGCAAGGAGGGGACCAAGGUUAUACCAAUAACAACAACAACAACCAGAAUGGAUACAUGAAUGGAGGCUAUAAUCAUGGCUAUCAGGGAUCAUCCAAAGGGCAAGAUAAUGGGGUUGAAAAGGUCCGAUACUAG
Talaromyces rugulosus is the source of this 309-nucleotide messenger RNA. RefSeq lists its product as uncharacterized. Lineage: Eukaryota; Fungi; Ascomycota; Eurotiomycetes; Eurotiales; Trichocomaceae. The transcript is spliced from 2 exons. The coding region runs from base 1 to 309 and encodes 102 amino acids. The record is from RefSeq and is a predicted model, not a curated record.